UACAUUUUUAUAUGUUUUUACAUUUAGAUCUCCAAUCAACAUGGAAACUGUUCUGUUGACUGAUAUGAGAUGUGAAAGCAUUUCAUUCUAGAUGAAUAUCAAUUGUCCCAAUAUCUACUUUUAUGUAUGCAUUUCCCCAAACAGAGGGGAUUAGAAGCAUGGAUUUAGUUACCUGAGUGACACAUGAGCUGAGAAACAGAACAAGAUCACUCAAAAAUUGUCAGUAGCAAGACACCACCCCCAUCCCAAGACUAAACUAUCAAAUCCAAAGGAAAAUGUCCCUAAAGGUUUAAUUAGGUCACCAGGUAAAUGCUAAAAUUCUAAGGAAAGAUAGUGUCUAUUUGGGGAAAUUUCUAGAAGUGCCUCUUUCUACUCAUUGAUCUCUUCUCGGUGAUUCCCAUGGGCCACACCCAGAUAGAAACUAUGCUUUCUGGGAGCCUGGAGAUGGAUCCUACAGUAGCUAACAUCUUUGCAAAACAGAAGAGAGCUAGAGAGGAAAGCAGGGAGUCUAGCAUGGGCCAAGGACCCGUGUAAUACUUGACUGAAGUAUAAAAUGUAUCUUCAGUAUUAAAUGUAUCUUCAUUCAGUGUAACAAGUCCCCAAAAGGUAUUGUGAAACUUAUUAAUACACCAGGAGCCAGGUCUCUGCUCUUUAAUUUAAGAGGUAGAUACCUGUUCAGAGGCAGUCUGUAAAAACAGUUUUCUUAUUGGUUCGGAUCAUCUUUCCUGGAAAUAAUUUGAGUCAACAAGAUUUUUUUUUAACUGUGGGUAUGUCUCAAAUGAAUGACAGGGAUUAAGAACAUAGGAAUAGAACUAGGAAAUAUUGUCAAAUUGAAAAGAUUAAAUAAAAAAGCAAAUUUACUUUUUAAAAAGGAAUUGGAUACAGCAGAAUUAAUUAAGAAUAAUGAGCCUGAACAAUAAACACAGGAAUUUAGAAGCUUGGAGAAAGCUUGAUUUCUUCCCUCUCUCCCUUCCUCUCCCUCCCUCCCAUGCCCUCUCUCCCUCAAUCCCUUUCUCUCUCCCUCCCUUCCUCCCUCUCUCUGCCUUUUGACCUUCCUCCCUCUCUUCUCCCUUGGAUCACUCCUUCCCUCCUGGACCUCUCUUCCCUUCCUCUGUUUCCUCCUUGCUCUCUUUCAUUCUCUCCCUCUGACAUCAUUCUUUUGAGAUAGAGUUUCUGUAUGUAAUGUAGCCCAGGCUGGCCCAAAAUAUUUGAUCUCCUCACAUCGGCCUCCUGGGAGCUGGGACUAUAGGCAAGAGGCACAUCCAGCAAAAGAAUGAAUUUGCUUUUAUUCUUUACCUUUCUCUAUAUGCUGUGGCUUUAUGUAAUGCUUCUAUAAAUAAGAACACUUAGUAACACUAGUGCACAAUUUUGAACCAUAAGAAAUCCAUUUGUUAAUUACGAAUACAUCUUAAUCUAGCAAAGUCCAAUGAUAAUCUCAAUUUUGAAGAAUUUUUGACUGAUACACACACACACACACACACACACACACACACACACACACACACACACACACGGGGUUUUUUGUUUUGUUUUUUGGUGAGGUAUGUUUGCUUUCAGGCAGUCCAACAGGACAAGAUCCUUUUCUUGUAAGGAACACUUACAACACUACUUAUUCACUGCCGAUGAUCAUUCAGGAAGAGAUUUCCAGUAAGAGGGGCCCAGUGGGAGGGGCCCAGUGGGAGGAGCCCCAACGGGAGGAGCCCCCAAGUUCCUGUCCACUUCUUCACCCCUUUUCUCUUUAUAAUGUCACCCUCUGGGCUAGCCAGUACCACGGGUUAGAUAAGGAGAGGCAAAGGGGGGAGCAGGACAGGGAUCUCAGCUGCAAUACAAACCCCCAGUCCACAGGGGAAUGAAAUGAAGAAAACAUUCCUUUGGGGUUGCCUCCUAAGUCCUCACUGUUCUGCUUCCUCCAUACCCAAGUCAACCCAUUUUUUCUGAGCACCUUCAGACAACUGGUGCCAGAGACUGCCGCCCACUGAUCCAGAGCUGAGGGAUCCACGCGCAACAAAGUUGCUUAAACAAAUGUGAUUGACUAUAAUUCCUUUUGAAACAAUGUAACAAAUGGCAGUCUAACUAACCACACGGCACAAGUGUGAUUGUUAGGGGUGUUCAUGAGUGUCAGUUCUUUGAGAAGUUAUUUUCUGUCUUAGAAUGAAGAAUUGUCCUUUCCCUGCUCGCAUGACUUUCACUGUGACUUGGCUUGCUUUAUUUCACCCUGGCUUCCGGAAAACACAGAUAGGACCAUAGGCAUUGGAUGAGGCUCGGAGACACACACAGUAACUAAACCAAGUGCUUCUACGGUGCCUCUCCUUGCGGGCCCCUUUCCUUUGUACCUACUUUGAAGUUGCUGCAUACAUCCCUGCAUUCUGCAGCCCAAGAUGUGGGAGAAGAUGCAGAGGCACAGUCUAAAGGACAAGAUGUUCAUUGUUCGACAAUUCUGACAGAGAGGACAAAGUGAGAUUAGGCAGAGGGAUCACAAGACCGAUCCAAACCUUGUCCAGCAGGGCGUUCUGGAGCAAUCACUGUCAUUAACAGUGACAAGAUGCCUGUCACCAGACCCAGGCCGUCCCUCCCCAAGGAUGCGACCAAGGUGAGGGGAAGGUGGGGCAGCCACUGAGGUAGCUGAAAGGGGUACAGCAUUGCCGAUGUCUGCCACUGACGACCUCCAGUUAGCCUGGGUUGGCUAGAUUAUGUGAUCUUGUGGCUCACUUGAGUUCAGAUCCUGCUCUGGGCUGCAGUCAGCCUUUCAUGCUUCCCAGAUCAUGAGCUGCAGCAGAAUUCCCAGAGGUAGGAUAUGCUGCCUCCGUGACCCAUAAAGGAUUACCAGUCUUUGCUUCUUUCUCUGGGUUGGAGACUAAAAGACACAGCAACGUGUCUUUUUUACCCUAGCCUCUGGAGCAAGAACAUCUCACUGUGACUUCUGACAUGCCAACCAUCUCUUGCCCACCUAGCCAACUGAGGUAUUAUAAUACCAUCAAUGUACAAGCCCCUGUGAUAUUCUGCAGUAUGCUCAGAUAACCCACAUCUGGUUCUACACUCUUGUGACAGAAGGUGGGAGUAAGCAUGGCCUUUGGCAAGACCAUACUCAUAUAUUGCAAUUGAUUUCACCUAAAGGUGGACUAUAUCUGAGUCUCUUAUAAUCCAGGAUACGAAGACAAUUUUCAAAAUAAUGACAAUGUACCUCAGGCCUGUUCACCUAUCCAAAGUAAAUGUUGACUUGCACUCUUGAGAGAAAAUAUUCAUUAGAUCAGUGUCUAUGGAGAGGAGUGGGCAGAAGGGGGAGUCAAACGGUGAUAGUUUGUCCAACAAAGCAGAAAGCCCUAGAAGGACAACUGCUGAGGAGAGUGUCUCCAGAGCAGCUUGCUUUCUCCCUCUUCACUCAUCCACGGAUGUAAUCUGCCCUCGAAAGCGUGUGAGCUGUGGUAGGAGAGCUCUUUCCAGUCACAGCAAAUGCUGAUGGGCGUGAACGCUAGAUGCCACCCUUGGACAAAUCCUCUACAAAAGGGAAAUUCCCAUGACUACCAGAGUAUCUCAGACGUCUUUCAGGGUGGAACAUAAAUAAGUAUUUCAUAUUACUUGAAAGAAGAAGAAAGACAAUCAAGAGAGAAAAGAAAAAGGAAUUACCAGAGAGUGAUGGGAGACCUCAACCUGAGCAAAGGACAUUGUGUAAGUUUAUGAAAACUUCACAGUAAAACUUAUUAUUUUAGAUGCUGAUUUUUAGAAAGUAUUUCAUACUGGUUUCUGUUUACUUAAAAAAAACACCUUAAUAAUUCAUGGGCUGAUUAUAUACCUUAUAUAAUCCUGGUACAAACUUUGAGAUCUCAAUAUGCAUGCCACGUCAGAAGAGCCACAGUUUUUCAUACAAGAUAAAUAUAAAUACAAUUAAUUUAGCACCAUCCUAUGAUCCUUAGGACACUGUUAUUUCCAGUUACUUUCUAAUUCUUUGUGAAUAAAGACACACUAUCUUGUGACCUGAGAAGACUCCAGACAACUGAAUUCUUGCUACACGGUGCUCGCCCAUUCUCAAGAGUUUGCUCAGGAUAUCACACUUCAGGAGGAAGACCCACGUCAGUCUAGCAUAUGAUCAAAUUGCACUGACUGUUGAAGAAUAUUCAAGAAGAGAUCAAGGGAUUCCUGGGUCGCCUCCAGGGAUGAUGGGAUCCAUCUGUGGGUUCCUAGGGACAAGAGGGCAAUUCUCUAGGAAAGGGUGGCAGGGGUCAGUGCGUUUCUGUUCUUAACGAGCUGACUGGGCUAUAUAGGACAGACGGUGAGGAUGUUCACUGCCCAGUGAUGUAAUAGCAGAAGCUUGGUUCUAUGCCAGGCACUCGUCUGGGCUCUGAGUGUGAACUGCCCUCCUCCAGUGUCACCGCAACUCUAUAAACAAGUAGCCGUUGUCAUUUCUACCUUCUGGGUGGUGAGACUGAAGGAUGCACUCAGGGAACCAAAGAUACAAACACAAGAUGUUUGAUGGGAGGUCGUGUACUCUAGACUCCACUGUAUGCUGAGCUGACAGAAGGACCUUCUGCGGGACCUGGGACACACCCAGGUGCAAGAGCCUGCCUGAUCUCAAGUGUGGACAGCAGAAACCCAAUUAGUUCACUGUUCUGCUUACUACAAACUUGUGUUUUCACAUGGGUGUGACAUUUUCCGGGUGGUAAGUAGCUGCCCGAUGAACAAACGCCUCUCUGUAUGAUAGCAUCUGUGAAGAGUAAGGCGCUCUGAUAUGAAGGCCUCUGAAGACUGGGUCCUCCACCAAGUGUUACCAGUCAUCUGGACUGAUGCUGACCUUUCUCCAGUUAGUUAACAUUUCUAUGAUUUCUGUAAAAUAAUCAGUCCGUUCCCCUUUCUUCUCUCUGCCCUUCCUCCUCUGCUUCCUUUCAUAGAUGGAUAUAUGUAUAAAUAUAUAUAUAUAUACUUUAUCUAAUAUGUUUUUCAAUGAAAUUAUUAUGAAUGGAAACAAGGACAGUUUAUCUCAGAAUUUCAUGAAAAUAUACUGUUGCUACUUAUUUUAAAAAAAAAUCUCUAUCACUAGCAUCUAGAGUCAUAACCCAGUAUCUUGAGAAAGUGCUUUAUAAUUAAGGAAGUCUUGUUCUAUAUUGAUUCACUAAUUAUGAUGAUGAGGACAUAAUCACAGGAUAUUUUCAGUAACGGUGAAGUGUCUCACUUUGUGGCCAGGUAAGACAUUUCUGCUAGCUUCCUAUAUAUUGUUCUAUGCUCCUGCAAUACCAAAGAGUUCAUAAGAAUUAGCAUUUUAUUCAAAUGAGCAAGCCUAUUUGUUUGAGUCUAAUGAAAAAUUAAAACCCUAUAUCCUUUAGAACCAUAAAUAUUUUAAAGGGAAAAAUCUUAAUUUUAAGAAAAAUUUCUUUUGGGGAAAGUAUUUUAUUCAACGAAAUGCAAUUUUAAUGUUGGAAAGCUUGCGUGGAGGCUUAUGGAGUAAAAUUAAUUUUGUCACCAAUUUCCUUAGAAGGUUUUAACUGGAGGAAGUCCUAACUUCCGUUGGACAAAAGGGGAGGAGAAAAUAUUUAAAUGUAUGUACUACUGCAGGAAAUGCCAACCCCCUCAAGAGCUUCACAUUUUUCAGUUCAUUGUCCUCACAACAAUUGAUAAAGGGCACCAUGAACCCCACUGUUGCCACCAUUUGCAUAUGAAGGAUCUGAGACUCAGAAAAGUUAACUAUUUAUUAUUUUCAAGGUCGCACAGUUAAUAAGUAAAUUAACAUCCAAGGGUCUCUCUCCACACAUCUGCAGAGGAAAAUGCUGCCAGCCUACUGAUGAGUCCAUGCCAUCUGAUUUACCCGGGGAACCAGAGGUGUGCGGAACCCAUUAGAAACCAGCUUUUUAAUCUCGUGUGUUACAUUUGUGCAUGGGGACAGUUUUUUUUUUUUUUUUUGGUUCUUUUUUUUCGGAGCUGGGGACCGAACCCAGGGCCUUGUGCUUCCUAGGUAAGCGCUCUACCACUGAGCUAAAUCCCCAGCCCCUUAUGGGGACAGUUCUUAUUGGGUGUCAGUUACUACGGAUCCUUGAGUUGGUUUCAGAGAAUAAAUGCUCUGAUUCAGCAGCCCAGAUGGAUCUUGGAAACCAUCGUGGCUUUCCUUACAUAGGCAGUGUUUCAGUGAAGGGUAUCUCUCUCCCGUGAUGUCGUCAAGAUACCUUGGUGUUGAAGACUCACAGACCAUACCGAUCGGGGAAAGGUGGGGACUGUUGGAGACAUGAAUUUGUACACAGGAAGUUUCCUUUCAAAACAUGAAAAGUCACAUAUAGAGUUAAUCGUUAUGAAGUCUCUUCUACCAAAGUCAGAUGACCCUAGGCUCUACUAACUGGUCAUAAAACAAAGGUCAAAUUAGAACAGGCACCACUCUCAAAAGAGAAAGUGGGCGUGGCUUUAGGGUUACAAAAGGUGUUAUUACUGUCACUCUAUCUUCUGGCUAGUCCCUCCCCCACUUUUAGUCCCUCCCCCCCAAACACCUACAAACCAACAAGCAAGAAAUCAGCCCAUUCCCCCACCAUUCUUCACUUGUUUAAGGUCACAAAGACUCUUAAUGUUGCUUUAUAUAACUGAAGGGUGUGUGUUUGCAUGGUGUGUGUGUGUGUGUGUGUGUGUGUGUGUGUGUGUGUGUGUUAUGCCCUAUUCUAGGAGGAGGGGCAGAAAGAAAUCCUGAAGGGCUCUGGUAGAAAAGCAGAGUUGUUCUCUCCCUUUCAAAGCUACGUCUGGAAGAGGGGUGGGGACUAUACCAGCCCAUCAUCACGCUGCAUGCCAGUCUCACACACGGAUGCUUCUCCUUCACAUUCUCUGGGAAAUUUCCCCCAGAUUAGGAAAAGGACGGGAAGGCAAGUCGGCCACAGAAGGCGAGUUUUUACCCACAAAGGGAAGCAGAGCGCACCUCCUCACAAUCGCAACUCCGCUCUCUGGAGCAGAUCCCGACUUCAGCACCACGGAGAGCGGCACCUCCUCCUCGGCCACCCAUGGGGAGCCAGAUCCCCGCGACUCCGCACAGGAUUCAGGUCAUCUAGAGGAGGGACAAGCCUGCGUAUUCUACUAUCGAUGUUGGGGAGCAACACCUUCAAAAACAUGCAGCGCCGGCACACCACCUUGAGGGAGAAGGGGCGCCGCCAGGCCAUCCGGGGUCCUGCCUACAUGUUCAAUGAGAAGGGCACCAGCCUGACCCCUGAGGAGGAGCGCUUCCUGGACUCGGCUGAGUAUGGCAACAUACCAGUGGUCAGGAAAAUGUUGGAGGAGUCCAAGACCCUCAAUUUCAACUGCGUGGACUACAUGGGGCAGAACGCGCUGCAGCUAGCUGUGGGCAACGAGCACCUAGAGGUCACUGAACUGCUGCUGAAGAAGGAGAACUUGGCUCGAGUGGGCGACGCGCUGCUGCUGGCCAUCAGCAAGGGCUACGUGCGCAUUGUGGAGGCCAUCCUCAGCCAUCCGGCCUUCGCACAGGGCCAGCGGCUGACGCUCAGCCCGCUGGAGCAGGAGCUGCGCGAUGACGACUUCUAUGCCUACGACGAGGAUGGCACGCGCUUCUCCCACGACAUCACACCCAUCAUCCUGGCGGCCCACUGCCAGGAGUACGAGAUUGUACACAUCCUGCUGCUCAAGGGUGCGCGCAUUGAGCGGCCCCAUGACUACUUCUGCAAGUGCAAUGAGUGCACCGAGAAGCAGCGCAAGGACUCCUUCAGCCAUUCGCGCUCCCGUAUGAAUGCCUACAAAGGACUGGCCAGUGCCGCCUACCUGUCCCUAUCCAGUGAAGACCCUGUCCUCACUGCACUGGAGCUAAGCAACGAGUUAGCCAGACUGGCCAACAUUGAGACUGAAUUUAAGAACGACUACAGGAAGUUAUCUAUGCAAUGCAAGGACUUUGUGGUGGGCGUGCUGGACCUGUGCCGAGACACGGAAGAGGUGGAAGCAAUUUUAAAUGGCGACGUGAACUUGCAAGUCUGGUCCGACCACCACCGUCCAAGUCUGAGCCGCAUCAAACUUGCCAUUAAGUACGAAGUCAAGAAGCUAGGACGAACCCUGAGGAGCCCUUUCAUGAAGUUCGUAGCCCACGCGGUGUCUUUUACCAUCUUCCUGGGACUGCUAGUUGUGAAUGCAUCCGACCGGUUUGAGGGUGUUAAGACUUUGCCCAACGAGACCUUCACAGACUACCCCAAACAGAUCUUCAGAGUGAAAACCACGCAGUUCUCCUGGACGGAGAUGCUCAUCAUGAAGUGGGUCUUAGGAAUGAUCUGGUCUGAAUGCAAGGAGAUCUGGGAGGAGGGGCCGCGGGAGUACGUGCUGCACUUGUGGAACCUACUGGAUUUCGGCAUGUUGUCCGUCUUCGUGGCCUCCUUCACCGCGAGGUUCAUGGCUUUCCUCAAGGCCAGUGAGGCCCAGCUGUACGUGGACCAGUACGUGCAGGAUGUAACGCUGCACAACGUCUCACUUCCGCCGGAAGUGGCAUACUUCACCUACGCCAGGGACAAGUGGUGGCCUUCAGACCCCCAGAUCAUCUCGGAAGGGCUGUACGCCAUCGCUGUUGUACUCAGCUUCUCCCGGAUUGCCUAUAUCCUGCCAGCCAAUGAGAGCUUCGGGCCCUUGCAGAUCUCCCUGGGGAGAACUGUGAAAGACAUCUUCAAGUUCAUGGUCAUCUUUAUCAUGGUGUUUGUGGCCUUCAUGAUCGGGAUGUUCAACCUGUACUCCUACUACCGAGGUGCAAAGUACAACCCCGCGUUUACAACAGUUGAAGAGAGCUUUAAAACCCUGUUUUGGUCCAUAUUUGGCUUGUCUGAGGUCAUCUCGGUGGUGCUGAAGUACGACCACAAGUUCAUCGAGAACAUCGGCUACGUGCUGUACGGCGUUUAUAAUGUCACCAUGGUGGUUGUGCUGCUCAACAUGCUGAUAGCCAUGAUCAACAACUCCUAUCAGGAAAUCGAGGAAGACGCAGACGUGGAGUGGAAAUUUGCUCGAGCCAAGCUCUGGCUUUCCUACUUUGAUGAAGGAAGAACUCUCCCUGCUCCCUUUAACCUGGUGCCGAGUCCUAAAUCCUUUUAUUAUCUCAUAAUGAGAAUCAAGAUGUGCCUCAUAAAGCUCUGCAAAUCUAAGGCCAAACGCUGUGAAAACGACCUGGAAAUGGGCAUGCUGAACUCCAAAUUCAGGAAGACUCGCUACCAGGCCGGCAUGAGGAAUUCUGAAAACCUGACAGCUAACAGCACCUUCAGCAAGCCCACCAGAUACCAGAAGAUCAUGAAGCGUCUCAUUAAGAGAUACGUGCUGAAGGCCCAGGUGGACCGGGAGAAUGAUGAAGUCAACGAAGGUGAACUCAAAGAGAUCAAGCAAGACAUCUCAAGCCUUCGCUAUGAGCUCCUGGAGGAGAAGUCUCAAGCUACCGGAGAGCUGGCAGACCUGAUCCAACAGCUCAGUGAGAAGUUUGGAAAGAAUUUGAACAAAGACCACCUGAGGGUGAACAAGGGCAAGGACAUUUAGCGGCCUGGGGGCACUCGUGACUUCUAACAGCAUUCCAAAGCCAGACCAAAUGUCCCAGUGUCAACCCUGUCAGGGAGCAGGGGUCCCUUUGGCUCCGUCCUGGGCACGUGGGCUGAUAUCUGUAGCCCAGAAACUGCCUGGAUCCAGGAUUGGGAAACUAGGCUGUUGGGAGAGACAAGCUACCCCAAGGAGGGAAGAAAUGCCAUCAGACACAUUCGAGACCUCCUGUCCAGCCUCCAAGGCCAAAGCAGGAAAAGGCCAUCUUGGAUGCACAUGUGUGCCCUCCCACUGGAAUCAGGACGACAGCUGUGUCCUGGGAAGCCCGCCCUCUGCACCUGAGUCCUGUCUUAUUCCUCCCCAACAUACGCACAUGUGUGUGCACGUAAGCGCUUGCGUGCGUACACACACACACACACACACACACACACACACAACCAGAACCGGGAGGUGACCUGUGACCUACUCUUAAGUGCCAGAUGAGAACCCAGAUAGCAUAAUAGCUAAAUAGUUAUAUUUGUUUAUAUAAAAAAAAGUUUAAAAACACUAAAUCAAAAAUUGUACUGUAGAGAAAAGUUGUCAUUGUUUAGAGAACAACAAAAUCCAAAUAAUGUAUUUUUACCUUUAUUAAGAUUAUCUUGUAUUUACUAUUUUUACCUAAAAUGAGAAAACAAAUAAAAUUACCUCAUAAGAG
This is a messenger RNA of Rattus norvegicus (Norway rat), 10156 nucleotides long. The record is from RefSeq and is a predicted model, not a curated record. Lineage: Eukaryota; Metazoa; Chordata; Mammalia; Rodentia; Muridae.